Molecule: messenger RNA, 4275 nt
Organism: Dictyostelium purpureum
Lineage: Eukaryota; Evosea; Eumycetozoa; Dictyosteliales; Dictyosteliaceae
Exons: 6
Coding region: 1-4275 (1424 amino acids)
Source: RefSeq, a predicted model, not a curated record
AUGAUAAACUUUAAAGGAAGUGGGAAUCAACUAAGUAAAUAUGUUGAUAAUAAUAAAAAAUUUUUAUUCCUAGAAACACAUUUAUUUCAUUCAAAGAAAACAUUGGGAUUUUUCAAUAGUGAUACUAUUGUUGAAUAUAUUACUGAGUUUACAGACUAUUACAAUAGAAUUUUUAGAGAUAAAAAUAAUAAUUCAAUAUGUAAAAGAUUGUUAUCAUGUAUAUUAAAGUUAACAAGGGUUGUAUGGUCAGAUAAGCAAUCAAGUUCAGACUCGAUAUUAAUAGUUAUAGAUUCAUUAUUCAAAUUGAUAUUAAAUGUAGAGUUAAGAGAUUCAAUCGAACAAAGUCAUUUGGUUGUAAUGUUGGAUAUUUUAUGUCAAAAUAGAUUCUUUUCACAAAGCAGAAGAUUUAUUGAACCAUUGUCACCAUUAUCGCCGACUAGAAUGACUUUAACAACACCAUCUUUAUCACCAUCAAAAUUUUUUAGCGCUGCAAAGAAUCAUCUUUUACAACAAUCACCAACUAAAAACUUUUUAGGUGCUAGUAAAAAUAUAAAUAUAAAUAAUAACAACAACAAUAAUAUAUCGCCAUCAUAUCCAUCAUCAUAUAACGGCAGUAUUAAUAGUUCAUUUUCAACAUCAAUAAUGAAAACACCGAUGACUCCUUUUGAUGAUACCCAAAGUUUAACAUCAUCAGUCGACUCUUUAACUGCUGGCUCAAUUCCAUUCAAUCAUAUUCUCAAUCCUUUAACUUUAAAAGAAUCUUAUAUUAUAUUAAUUCCAUUAUUGUUUUUAUAUUGUAAUAAUGAUAAAAACUAUAGAGAAUUAAAAAAAUAUUUUGGUGCCAAUAUUAUUGAAAAAGAAACAUUUGAAUAUUUUACAAGUCAUUGGUCCAUUACAAAUAAACCAGAAGAUCAUGUUAGAUGUGCAAACUUUAUUUUAUCACUUGGAAAUAAUUCGUAUUUAUUAAAAGAAAAUAAAAUGUUAUUUUUAAACACUAUAUUAAACAUUAUUAAUUCAGAAUCAAAUUAUUGUAAAAAUAAAGGUAUAGAAUGUUUAGAGGUCCAUUUAAUGAAUUUUAUAGAUACAACCAAUUUUUAUGUAUUAAUUAUAGAAGAAAUUUAUAAGCAUCAAGAAAAGUUUUUCAAUAUAUUUAAAAAACUAUAUACAAAAGAUCCAAAAACCUUUAGUGUAGUAAUAGAGCCACAUUUUUCUAAAUUAUUCAAAAUAUUUACAGGAUCAUCAAAGAGUUUCAAUAUGUUAAAUAUACUGAUUAAAUCUGUUAGCAAUAGUUUUUUUACAACUCAUUUAAAUGAAUUUAUUACAAAACUUAUUCAAAUUCCAAUUACAUCAAUAACAAGCAAUUCAGCAGCAUUAACAUCAGGUUUACCAAAUAUUAAUCUUUCAGGAGAUGGGUUGUCACCAUCAUUAAUAAACAACUAUAAGAAGUAUGAAGUUUUAGAUUCAAUCGUAUAUGUAGCCAAGUUAAUACCAACUGAAGAAAUGUUACCACAUGUUAGAAUUUUAAUGAAGCAUUUUAGAACUUUAGAUUAUAUUCCUUUGGACGAUGCAAAUACGUUAUCCUAUGAAUCGAUUAUAAGAUCGUUGGUGCAACUAUACAAGAUGAUGGGUGAAUCAUUCAUUCAAUUAUUUUAUAUAGCAAUAAACUCAAUUUGUAAAAGCCCAGAAAAUACUGGUGGUAUGGUAAUUCUAGGUGAAAUUAUAACAGAAUUUCAAGAUAAACUCAGAAUUCAAGAUAUUCAACAAAUAUUGAAAUUUAUAGGGUCAACUUGUUUAUGCAAACGUGAUAUAUUCCCAACUUUUAUAGAUUUCUACUACCGUCACUCUUCAAUGUACGAAUUCAAUUGUUACAUCGAGAAAAUACUACAAAAGGAUAUAAAAUCAAAUAUAGACAGUAACUUUGAUAGCGUUAUAGUCGUAAAUAAUAACAGUAUCAUUGAAGAUGAUGACCACGAUAUAGACCAUCUAGGAGAUGACCAUCACAUUAGUGUUAAAGUUGUAAAUAAUAAUAUAUCAUUCGUCGAAAAUCACAAUCCAUUAAAAUCAAGUGGAAGUACUGGUUACAAUUUAAAUCACCACCAUCAUCAUCAACAGCAGGGUAAUAACUAUAAUUUCUCUAUUGACUUCCAUUCAAAUUCAAAUAUCGAUGAUGACUGCAGAAUUAAAUCAUUUAUAAACACACUUCAAUUCAUUAGGGUUAUAGGUGAAUAUUGCCCAAAUGCCUAUUCAACAGAAUCACAAAAAGAACGUAUUAAAAAGAUAUUUACCUCAUUAAUUGAAAAGUUACCCCAAUCUGUAGUCAAUGUUUUCAUGUAUUCCGGCAAAAAGAGUGUGAGAUUUAUUUAUCUUUUAAUUUCGCCAUUGGUAUCACUUAUCAACUCACUGCCAUAUAGCGACGACAUCUAUUCAACAUUUAUGGAAGGUAUCUUACAAUGUAUAUAUUCGCGUAAACGUCAAGAUCCAACCAUUAAUAUUACACCAUUCAUCGAUUUAAUGCUUAUUAUCAAUAAUGAAUAUGUUCCAGGUUCAAAAUCAACUCAUUAUGAUGCUAUUAUCAAACAAAACAUUCUAUAUUACAAAAAUUACUAUAAUCCAAAUAAAAUAUUCACCUCGAUUGUAAAUGGAAGCAGCAAUAGCUCAAAUUAUACAAACAAUACUACACCAAAUAAUAGCUCGCCAAAUCUAUUAUCACUCAAGGACCAUACAGACUUUUCAUUGUUUAUUGAUCGUCGUAAUCCACGUUUCCUUUUGUUCUUAAAUCAAGUAUUACUUUUAUGUUCAUAUAAAUUUUUAAAGAAAUUAGUAAUAUCCUAUCCUGCUCAGUUGGCUCAAUCAAGUGCAUUUAAAUUGGCAUAUGAACAACUAUCUUUACGUCAUAAAGAAUCAUUAAUCAAAAUUAUUCAAUCCUCAUCCACCUAUAAUCCAACAUUAGGUGAUUUGUUAAAAUCCAUUAAGCGUCCAGUUAUGCCACUUAUCGAUAGUAGUUUCAAACCAGGAUACGGUCCUUUAAUCAAAACCAUAUAUCAAGAUGCUCGAUUUACACCAGAAUGGAAAGUUUCACUAUCAUUAGUUUCCAGAGAAUGGUUUGAUCUUUGUCAACUAGAACUAUCAUCAUCAGUUAGAUCCGCCCAGUUAAUGAGAAUUUACCACUCUAUCAGACCAGGUGUUAGAUUUUGUUUGUUUGAAAAAAUUAUACACUUUUCACUUCAACAAAUUUUAGUUUAUCCAAUGGAUCAAUGGAAAGAUAUUUUCCGAUAUGCAGAGUCUAUUGAUUUAUCAGGUAUAGAUUACAAUAUAGAACUCCAACGUCAUUUAGAUAUAUUGGUUGAAAUUGACCAUUUCCCAAAUUUAAGUCAGUUAACAUUAGACUCUAUCUCCAAUGACAGCUCUAGCUUUAAUAGAAUCAUCGACAAUAUUUCUAUGAAUCCUUUAGUUAGCUUGGAAAGAUUAGUCGUUAAAUUAGAAUUAACUCACUAUAGCGAGGUUGAAAAUGUAUUGGAAUUCUUUAAGAACAUCCACAGCAAUGCCGUAUCAGCAAAUAAAGAGAAACUAAAUAUAGAAAUAGAAUUUUUAAAUAGUACAUGCGAUUGGUUAAUUUCAUUGGUAAAUGAAUUGUACAUACUUUUUAAUAGCAACAAUAGCAAUAGUGUUAUUAAAAUAAGAGCACCCUAUCCAGAUGACAGAGUUUAUUCAACUUAUAAAGCAAAAGGUGAAGAAAAACUACAAGAAAUUACCAACUACAUUAAUCAAUGUGUUAUUUUAGUUGUCGGUAGUCAAACUGAUUCAUAUGAAUCAUUUGACUAUUCAAAACUAUUGUUGCUCCAAAGCCUUGUAAUCUCAAACUGUGAAGAAUUUGGUAUAUUUUUUGAAAUUAACUUUGUAGCAUUACUUGAAAAUACUAAGCAUCUAAAUCACUUGUCAAUCGAUAACAUAACAAACCUCAACCAAUUAAACCAAGCUUUAGCAUUUAUAGGUUUAAAUCAUUCACUUGAAUCCAUUAGUCUAACUAUAAACACUUCGCAAUUAGAUUAUAAAACUUGGAGCGAUAGUAUUUUCUCUGGAACCUAUUUCUAUGAUGGUUUAAAACAACUUUUCAAACUUUUAAAUUCAAAUCAAACCAUUUCAAGUGUUUAUAUUGCAACUCAUAAUGACUUUUCUUUGUUGGAUGAUUUAAGUUGGUCAAAAAUCGACAAGGGUCAGUUUAAAUUUAUAAAUCAAUUUAAUUUACAAUUAGAAAGAUCAAAAAAAACAAAUUAA